AUGGCGAGCGACGAUGAGAGUGUUCAAUCUUCCCAGUCCUCCCGCUCCUUAGAAAGCGAAGACUUGGAGAACGAUGCUGAUGACGGGCUUGCAAUUAUAGGAAAGAAAACGCUGGCCCAGCUUCAAGCACGAUUAAAAAGAGAGGGUAUCUUCUACACAAAGGACGACAAACUGCCCAUCAUUCAAGGAAAAUCAGCGCCGUCUAUCAAGGGUUGCUUAUUGGCCGGUGACGAAACCCCCACAGAUGCCUUCGAAGAAGUAGCGAACUGGUGCAAAACGAAGAACGAGGAGCUGAUCGAACAGUUGGAAAGGCGCAAACUGAAGACACGGGGAGCUAAAUGGAUCCGUGUAGAGCGUCUUAUACAACAUGAGUUCCUCUGUCGCGACGAACAAGAAGACGAGAGUAGUUCCAAGGACCGCAAGGGCAAUGGCAAACGUAAAGGCCGUGCAGGCUCGAUGGAACCACCAAAAGACCAAGCGGUACCCAAGCUUGAUCCCGAAGAUGUCCACCAUACUGUUGCCAACCUACUGGUAUCGGCUCUUUACAAUGCUGUGUUCUUUGACAAGCGCACAGACCUCAUUGCAGGUUACAGGCCCAAGGGUGAUGAAGGGGUUACACCAUGGUCUCAACGCUUGUUAGGUCAUGGGCACAGUCACUCAACUCAAAGUAAGGCUUUCAAUGUUUUCAUUCAGUAG
Messenger RNA from Mollisia scopiformis, 696 nucleotides. RefSeq lists its product as uncharacterized. NCBI's taxonomy places the organism in Eukaryota, Fungi, Ascomycota, Leotiomycetes, Helotiales, Mollisiaceae. Bases 1 to 696 code for a protein of 231 amino acids. The transcript is spliced from 3 exons. The record is from RefSeq and is a predicted model, not a curated record.